Atta colombica is the source of this 2302-nucleotide messenger RNA. Its product is annotated as neuropeptide SIFamide receptor-like. Gene Ontology annotation, biological process: G protein-coupled receptor signaling pathway. Gene Ontology annotation, cellular component: membrane. The coding region runs from base 1 to 1434 and encodes 477 amino acids. NCBI's taxonomy places the organism in Eukaryota, Metazoa, Arthropoda, Insecta, Hymenoptera, Formicidae. Gene Ontology annotation, molecular function: neuropeptide Y receptor activity; peptide binding. The record is from RefSeq and is a predicted model, not a curated record. The transcript is spliced from 3 exons.
AUGGUCGAAACGUCAAUCCGUCAGUAUACGCUCAAGUUCUCGAUGCUGCAGCCACCGUCUCCCCUCCUGGAGAUGGCGUCCCUGAGACUACCGGAUUCGGAGGAGUUUGACGUUGAUACGCGCCGCAGGAGUAAUAAUGGCAAUGUGCCGGCCACGACAGUCGCGACCGUGCCGCCGGGUACCGGUACCUUCCUGCAGAUGAGGGACGAUCUGAGUGAUUAUUUCAACAAUCUGAUCACAGAAGCGAUCGCGACGACGAGUCCUACUAUGGAGGAUCAAGUCCUAUUGUUUAAUGCCAGUAAGAACCUGUCGGUGAUCGAGCACGCGUCCGAUCGGUUUUACAGGCACAGCGUGGCCAUGUCAGCGGUCUACUGUGUAGCAUAUGUAGUCGUCUUCGUAGUCGGUCUGAUCGGCAAUAGUUGCGUUAUCGCUGUGGUGUAUCGGUCACCUCGCAUGCGGACCGUCACGAAUUUCUUCAUCGUCAAUCUCGCGGUGGCCGACGUGCUCGUUAUUGUCUUCUGUCUGCCGGCCACGUUGAUGAGCAACAUUUUUGUCCCGUGGAUCCUGGGAUGGUUCAUGUGCAAAGCGGUUGCUUAUAUACAGGGCGUCUCCGUGGCAGCCUCCGUCUACAGCCUGGUUGCGGUCUCUCUGGAUAGGUUUUUGGCAAUCUGGUGGCCGUUAAAAUGUCAAAUCACGAAGCGGCGAGCUCGCAUGAUAAUCGUCGUAAUCUGGUUCAUCGCUCUGACAAUGACGUCACCCUGGUUGCUAUUUUUUGACUUGGUCUCCAUCUACGACGAUGAUCCCGAUUUACGUUUCUGCCUGGAAAAGUGGCCGCAUCCUAAGGACGGCUCACUGUUCUUUCUAAUUGGCAAUUUAAUUCUUUGCUACGUGUUACCAAUGAUACUCAUAUCUCUCUGCUAUAUUCUCAUCUGGAUCAAGGUGUGGCGCAGGCAUAUACCCACCGAUACCAAGGACGCUCAGAUGGAGAGGAUACAGCAGAAGUCGAAGGUGAAGGUGGUCAAGAUGUUGGUCGUGGUCGUGAUACUUUUCGUCCUCUCAUGGUUGCCUCUCUACGUGAUCUUUGCUGUAGUCAAACUAGGUGGCGACGUGGCUGAGAGGGAGGACGAAAUUCUGCCGAUCGCCACGCCGAUCGCCCAGUGGCUAGGCGCCAGCAAUUCCUGCAUAAAUCCGAUCCUCUACGCUUUCUUCAACAAGAAAUACCGACGCGGCUUCAUCGCCAUCCUGAAGAGCGGCCGGUGCUGCGGCAAACUCAGGUAUUACGAGACCGUCGCGAUGAUGUCCUCCUCAACGAGCAUGAGGAAGUCCUCUUAUUAUGUCAACAACAAUAACAACUCAUCGACGAGACGCUGGCACGGACCACCGGUCCAUCAGGAUAGCAAUGUUUCUUACAUAUUCAAUCACACUGGUGUGUAAUUGUAGCCAUGUAAGUCGAAGGUGCCCUGAGGUAGCCUUUACUAUGCUGAUUUAAUACCCGAUCAAACUGAAAGAGAACGUGGUGGCCUUUGCAUCUCGAUCGGCCACUCUAACGCAUGGUUAGAAGCCAAAAUCUGGCCGAAGUCAGCCAGUCCGAGAAUUAUGGAUCAUCUUGUGGAUGAUCGACAUGAUUGUUACUCGGGCCGGAAAUUGUCAAUGGAAAAACGAGAGCCGGAGGAGAAGAAAUCUUUCCCGGCAGACUACGAAUCGUUGCCCUGCCAUUGCCCUUACGAAAGACACCGUUAUUUGGAUUUUGUCACAAUGUUAGCCACUGCGUAUCCUACGUAAUAUAUUCUAGUUGUUAAGACGAGUUCACCGCUGCGAGUUGUACAAUUGUUCGUCCAAUGACACGAUGAAGUAGCUUUCUAGGCGAUCCAAGAGACGAGAUUUACGCUUCAAUGAAUCUUAGAACUUCUUCUAUGUUCGAGAUAUUUGUACGGUACGUUUGAACGAUGAGUCUAAUUAAGUCUACUAGUUAAAUGUAAAGUAGGAUGGGUUUGUUACGAUUGCGGCGGAUGCAUGCACCCUUGUAUGUCGAGUACGUCAGUACGUAAUUAGCGCGACAACGGUGAGUGACAAUGAUGACUCGUGCGAAUGCGAAUAUGAAUUGAGUCGUUGUCUCUUGAUAGUAGACACACUGCACUUCCGUCAUCAUGACAAACAAUUAAGCCGAUCCUCAUCAUUUGGAUAUCGUAAUUAAGGAGGCAGGAGUGGAAGCGUGUACACCAAUUAAGUGCGGAGCUUUAUCGAAUAUACAACGGAAGACAUAGCAUAGUGUAAGACUCGAUUUUCAUAUGAGUAGUCUUCG